AUGGACUCGGAAGACGGGGAGUUUUUCAUUAAACAACUUGCCGGCUUUGUGCGGACGCACGAAAAGGCCCUUGCAAACGCGCUUCAAUUCAAGAGACAAAACCCCCCCCGACAUGGAGCGUCGCAAAGCGUAUCGUCCAUCUCCACAGGACAUGUGCCGCCCUCCCCAUCUGUACCAGAAAGACCUUCAACAUCUGCGUCGACGUCGAGCACACUUGCUGCUGCCCUCUCCCUCGGAACCCUCAGCUUCACAUCCCACAGCGUCAAGUCGGCAAAGUUGGCACUCACCCCCCAUCAUCUGUUCUACUUGCUUUCUCGCUUCGAAGAUUUAGGGGUUCCCGUCGGUCCGAUGAAGGUUCGCCUCGAAAACCUGCACGACAGCACCACCUCGGCCAACUAUGUGUCGUUUCUUGGCCAGUCGCAACGUUCCAAAAGCCACGGCUCCGAUGUCGGAUCGAUCCGUUCCGUGUCGAGCAUCCGGAGUGUCAUGUCUACCAUGUCUGCGUUGUGGUCGAGCUUCGGGAUCGGCUCGAGCAUAUCCGCCGCCCGGACAGAGAGGCAAAAAGCUCAGGUUCAGGCCGACCUGAAGUAUCUGUACUCCGCCUUCACCAAGAUCCCCUGCCUAAGACUGGCGCCGGACUGGCGUGCGCGGCUCAUCAAAGGUUACGAAGAGUUUCCAUUUGACUCGGCCGUGCCGCUGUAUGUUUUCAAGAACGUGCAAGCGCUCGAAAUUAGUGACAUCGACUUUCGGCAGUUCUUCGGGUGGGACAGGCUCUCGGAGCAGCUCCGAUCUCUUGCGCUCAAGCGUGCCAGUAUCGACGACCCUGCAGAUAUUCUGAUCGAUAUCGUAUUGGAUGACAUGGACAAAAGACGUCGGCGAACAUCAAAGAGCCACGCAUCGCCCACCAGACAAUGGCCUGGGCCUGCCAGUCCUCGGAGAAGCCCGACAAUGUCCAACAGUGAUCUUCCCAAGUCCGCCCCAAUUCCAGGCACACCGGGUCCGCGGAAGUCGACAAUGGACCUGCAGGUUGGAUCACUCAAUAGCGAUGCUGGGGCUGACCAGGAUGGGUCUAGUGGAGUGGAUAGCAGGCGACCAUCCAUCGCGAGGGCCGACAGUGAUGAACCUCAUUCACCCCCCAAGGACGACACCCGGACGCGGAGCCACUCUCCCCGGCGACCAGGAAGCUCCCGGAACCCAUCGGCCACCGUUCGGGGACCCUACAAGAUCCGAAGGUCCGGGUCUGGGAGUUCUCACUCGAGCCUCUCGGAUUCCUGGCAUAACUCCCGGGGAAGCUCUUCGAACAUCCUGCCCAUGGGCAUUCUUCCGACUUCCAAGUGGCGCUUCCUCAAGCACCUAAGCUUGGCAGACAACUCGCUCACUGCGAUUCCUGCAGCGAGUCUGAUUCCCCUUGCCAAUACUCUGAACUCCCUGGACCUUUCUUCCAACCUGUUCACGCAGAUCCCCGAUAGCCUGGCAACCCUCACCGCACUCCGUGCUCUUAAUCUUGCGCAUUGCAUGAUAGACUCUCUGCACUCGCUCACGCGAAAUCCGCUGCCAGCGAUAACCGCUCUGAAUUUGCGAGCCAACCGCCUACAAUCUAUUGCAGGCGUCGAGAAGCUCCUGCCCCUGGAGCGGCUUGAUCUUCGAGACAACCGUCUCACUGACCCCAUGGAACUAGCUCGGUUGACGGGAAUUCCGGAAAUUCGCGAGAUCUGGGUAGAGGGGAACCCUUUCACACGUACCCACCGUGACUAUCGCAUCACAAUCUUCAACUUAUUCCGCCAGACACCCGGGUACACUGAAGACAUCACCAUUGACACUAGCGGGCCCACGUCCGCCGAGAAGCGAUAUUUGGUGGACCGCGCAGAGGUGCCGCCUGCCGUUCCGGUGAUUAAACCUGAGCCCCCAGAGAUCCCCGCUGUUGAUGUUAGCCGGCCAGCCAUAAUCUAUGAUGCGCCUCCCAAGGAACCUACCGUGCUUCGAAAGGAAAGGCCUGUACCCAAAGCAACCUCCGGCGAAGUCAGCACCAGCUCAACACGGCGCCGCAGGGCGCCAAAGCGCCGCAUAGUUGACCUCGCUACUACGGACAGCCCUAUCCCCUAUGCGCGCCCUGUCGACCGCCAUACAACGCCUAUCAAAACUGCUGGGGCCUCCAAUAACUAUUACCGAACCUCGCAGCCACCUGAGGCACCUGAACCUCUUCGCAAUUCCCUGGCGGAGAGCCCCCUUCCAAACCCGGCGGACGGAGGACCUCGACAAGUUCCCAGAAUUGAGACCAACCUGUCACCCCAGCUGCCUUCAAUCUUUGGCUCACCAGAAAACAACGCUGACUGGGAUGUGGGUGGCGAGCUCUACCGCAAGAAGAUUGAGGAUCUCCGUCACAAAGUGGGCAACGGUUAUCUGAGCGUUCUUAGCGAGGAGGGCUGGGAUUCAAGUUCCCGUUCCCCGGAGUACCGCCAGGCAGCCGACUUUGGCGCGGCUUCUUCGCCAUCGAUCCAUUCCGACCCAUCGAUGCCCCGAGCGAACAUGCAAGCAAUUUCCAGUGGUGGGACUCUCUGA
Molecule: messenger RNA, 2559 nt
Organism: Parathielavia appendiculata
Lineage: Eukaryota; Fungi; Ascomycota; Sordariomycetes; Sordariales; Chaetomiaceae
Exons: 2
Coding region: 1-2559 (852 amino acids)
Cellular component (GO): cytoplasm
Molecular function (GO): protein binding
Source: RefSeq, a predicted model, not a curated record